Messenger RNA from Juglans regia (Persian walnut), 2955 nucleotides. RefSeq names its product heat shock 70 kDa protein 16-like. The record is from RefSeq and is a predicted model, not a curated record. The transcript has 10 exons. The coding region runs from base 282 to 2609 and encodes 775 amino acids. Gene Ontology annotation, molecular function: ATP-dependent protein folding chaperone; ATP binding. Gene Ontology annotation, cellular component: cytosol; nucleus. Gene Ontology annotation, biological process: protein folding. NCBI's taxonomy places the organism in Eukaryota, Viridiplantae, Streptophyta, Magnoliopsida, Fagales, Juglandaceae.
AUUAUUAUUUCUCAAAAAUGGUGGAGCUUUCGCGAACAAGCCGCAGGUUUUUUCUCCCCGCCACCGAUCGCUCCUUAUCGUAAUCUUCUCCAUUGUCCUGGUUUCCAUUUCGGUUUCGUGGAAUUUUUCAUCGAAAAAUAGUCUCUGAAUCAGGGAAACUUAAGGUUCGUGGAAAAGUUCCAAGGUAUAAAGUCUUGAGUUGGUUGGUUGGGGAAAGUGAGAAUUCGGACUUAAUCAAGUUGCUUCUUUUUUUGGUUUGCGCUGAAACCAAAUUAAUUGAAAUGAGUGUGGUGGGAUUUGAUAUUGGAAACGAGAACUGUGUUAUUGCCGUGGUGAAGCAAAGGGGUAUUGAUGUUUUGUUGAAUGAUGAAUCAAACCGUGAAACCCCGGCUGUGGUAUGUUUUGGGGAGAAGCAACGGUUUAUGGGAUCUGCUGGUGCUGCUUCUGCAAUGAUGAACCUGAAAUCCACAAUAUCUCAGGUCAAAAGACUAAUUGGCAGGAAAUUCUCAGAUGUGGUUGUGCAGAACGAGCUACAAAAGCUGCCUUUUGAAACUUCUGAAGGUCUGGAUGGGGGCAUUUUGAUUCACUUGACGUACCGGGGUGAGAGCCAUACAUUUACGCCAGUGCAGAUUCUGGCAAUGCUCUUUGCUCAUUUGAAAGAGAUAACAGAGAAACGUUUGGAAAUGCCCAUUUCAGAUUGUGUAAUCGGGAUCCCAUCAUACUUUACGGACUUGCAGAGACGUGCAUAUUUGAAUGCUGCGACAAUUGCUGGGUUAAAGCCUUUGAGAUUGAUGCAUGACUGUACUGCUACUGCACUUAGUUUUGGAAUUUAUAAAACAGAUUUCCCCAGCUCUGGACCAACUUACGUUGCAUUUGUUGACAUUGGUCAUUGUGAUACCCAGGUCUCUAUUGCAUUAUUUGAGGCUGGACAUAUGAGGAUAUUAUCACAUACUUUUGACAUAAGCUUGGGAGGGAGAGACUUUGACGAAGUUUUGUUUACUUAUUUUGCUUCAAAAUUUAAAGAGCAGUACGGUAUUGAUGUGUACUCUAAUAUCAAGGCAUGUAUCAGGCUGAGGGUAGCAUGCGAGAAGCUGAAGAAAGUGUUGAGUGCAAACCCAGAGGCACCUCUAAAUAUUGAGUGUCUGAUGGAGGAGAAAGAUGUCAAGGGAUUUAUUAAGAGGGAAGAAUUUGAGAAGCUAGCUUCGGGAUUAUUGGAUAGGAUGAGCAUUACUUGUAACAAAGCCUUGGCUGAUGCAGGGUUGGCUGCAGAGAAGAUCCAUUCUGUUGAGCUAGUUGGCUCAGGAUCUAGGAUUCCAGCUAUUACAAGAUUGUUAGCUUCGAUAUUCAGGAGAGAACCCAGCCGGAAACUGAAUGCGAGUGAAUGUGUGGCACGUGGAUGUGCUCUUCAGUGUGCAAUGCUUAGUCCAGUUUUUAGAGUUAGAGAAUAUGAGGUUCAAGAUAUUAUACCUUUCUCCAUAGGAUUUUCAUCAGAAGAAGGCUCAAUUUGCACGGGGUCAAAUGGUGUGCUGUUUCCUAGACGCCAACCAAUUCCAAGCCUUAAGGUUCUAUCAUUUCAACGAAGCUAUUUGUUCCAUUUGGAAGCAUUCUAUGCCAAUCCACAUGAACUGCCCCCUGGUGUCCCACCAAAGAUUAGUUGUUUCACGAUUGGUCCUUUCCACAGCUCACAUGGUGAAAAGGCCAGGGUUAAAGUCAAAGUUCAAUUGAACCUCCAUGGAAUUGUCGGUGUUGAAUCAGCUUGGUUGAUAGAAGAUCAUGUAGAUGAUACAGUCACAAGCAGCAAUAUUCAUUCGAAUAUAGAUAAAAUGGAUGCUGAAUGUGCUGCUUCUGAUAUGGUUGCAAACGGUGUUGAAGAUAGUGCCCGUGCACAGUCUAAAUCUUCACAUGCUUCUGCUGAGGGAAUAAGAAGUGAUAAAGUGACCAGGAGGCUUGAAAUACCAGUUAGCGAAAGUAUCUAUGGUGGAAUGACCGAGGCUGAGCUCUCUGAUGCCCAAGAAAAAGAAACUCAGCUGGCCCAACAGGACAGAGCUAUGGAACAAACCAAAUUCAAGAAGAACGCCCUGGAGUCCUAUGUGUAUGAUAUGCGAAAUAAGCUAUUCAACACAUAUCGGAGCUUUGCAAGUGACCAUGAGAGAGAGGGCAUCUCUAGCAGUCUACAGCAGACAGAGGAGUGGCUUUAUGAGGAUGGGGAUGAUGAAACGGAAAGUGCUUAUACUUCAAAACUAGAUGAUCUUAAGAAGUUGGUGGAUCCAAUAGAGAAUCGUUAUAAAGAUGAAGCAGCAAGAGCACAAGCAAGAAGAGAUCUGCUCAAGUCCAUUGUGGAUUAUAGUAAGGCUGUUGAUUCAAUCCCACCCAAGGAUCGAGAGACGAUCAUUAAUGAGUGCAAUAAAGCAGAGAAGUGGCUAAUAGAGAAAUCCCAACAGCAAGAUGCCAUGCCUAAGAACAUGGACCCAGUAUUAUGGUCAAGCGAUAUCCAGAGCAGGAAAGAGGAUUUGGACACGACAUGCAAGCAUAUACUGAGAUCAAAGGCUGCUCCUCCAAAUCCAGAGAACUCGGGGCCAGACCAGCAUGACACUUCCAGUCACGCAUGAGAAGUCUGACGUAUUGAUGCCUCCAUGGGGAUGAGACGAGAUCCUCAUCUGAUCUUGACAAAUGUAGAUCUCGCUUCAUUUUUAUUUUUAUUUUUUGAAAUAAAGUUUCUCUCUUUUGUGAACCGGGACAUGGGGUGUUAGUAAUAGAAGAGGUUUGUAGUCAAUGUAUGACCCAGUUUUUGCGUGAACGUCAAGGUCUCUCAGCUGGUGCUUUUUGUACAAUUGGAACAGUUGUAGCUGCUGUUAAAAUUGGGUUCCGCGGGCAGCUUCUUGGUAUAGGACUGAAAUUUGUGUGAAAGUUCAAUUUAGUGGUUUACUUGUUUUACAAGAAUUUUAGAGCUAAAAA